Styela clava is the source of this 2654-nucleotide messenger RNA. NCBI's taxonomy places the organism in Eukaryota, Metazoa, Chordata, Ascidiacea, Stolidobranchia, Styelidae. The record is from RefSeq and is a predicted model, not a curated record.
CUGAUUUAAUAAGCUUCACCUGUCGGCCAAGCUUGCGAAGAUUACACUUUCAUGUGUACAGAUUAUUAUAUAGUUGUUUUGUAAAUAAGCUUUUUUGCUCAAUUUCGAUGCCUCAAGAUGUAUAUAUAAUACCGCCGUGCAAAAAUAAGCAAAGUCGACAAAAACUGAGCGUUAGGAGUAAGUUUAUUUUUUAUUGCACUGGUUAUCGUCUCGCGAUUCACCAAUAAAAAGAAGUGGCAAGUAAAAUCAAGCUUUUUACAACAGAUUUCGACACAAGAUGUUGUAUACAAUUUUCGGUAGUUAUUUAUUAUAUUGUGCAUUACUGCAAAAUUAUGUUGAAGGAAGCAGCAAACCAAACAUCAUUUUUAUUAUGGCAGAUGACCUGGGUUAUAAUGACAUAGGGUAUAAUGCCAAAAAUCACAAUUCUGAUAUGAAAACACCCUUUCUUGACGCUAUGGCCGAGCGGGGUAUAAAACUGGAAAACUACUACGUCCAACCUCGCUGUACUCCAUCAAGAAGUCAACUUCUUACCGGAAGACAAGACAUAUCUACUGGUUUACACCAUGCUGUGAUAUACACCGCUCAACCAAAUGGCGUACCUACAACGUUAAAAAUGUUGCCUGAACAGCUGAGGGACUGCGGGUAUGAUACACACAUGGUCGGAAAAUGGCAUCUUGGCUUCUAUAAAAAUGAAUUUUUACCUUCAAGAAGAGGAUUUAACUCUUAUUUUGGAGAUCUAACCGGAGCUUCGGACCAUUUCACACAUACGGCGUGCUCAAAACAAUCAUGUGGCGUAAGCAUGUGGAGUUCCUCCGACGGCCCUGUUAAUAAUACGUGGGGUGAAUAUUCAGCUCAUUUGUACGCAAGAAAGGCAAUUGAAGUAAUUAAAAAAAGAGACAUCAUGAAGCCAUUCUUUUUAUACCUAUCGUAUCAAUCAGUACAUUCGCCCAUACAAGCUCCUGAUGAAUACAUAAAACCGUUUAGUCACAUAAGUAACAAGAAGCGAAGAACAUACGCGGGUAUGGUACUUGCUAUGGAUGAAUCAAUCCGAAAUGUAACAUCAUAUCUCCACAAAGUAGGAUUACUUGAGAACACAAUUGUCGUUUUUUCUACUGACAACGGUGGAAUAACGAGACAAGGUGGUAACAAUUAUCCCUAUAAAGGAGGAAAAGCAUCAUUGCACGAAGGGGGUGUAAAAGCCGUUGGCUUUAUAUAUGGUAAGCCACUUGGCAUGAGGAAUGUCACUCACAAUGGCCUUCUUCACGUUUCAGAUUGGUAUCCAACUUUCCUACGGUUAUCUUCAUGUCCGAAAAUGGAAGGAACUCAGCCGCUCGACGGAUUUGACCAAUUCGAUUCAAUUGUUAAAAAAACUUCAUCUCCACGAUAUGAAAUACUGCAUGGAUUCGAUCCACUUUAUAAAAAGGUUGCCAAAACGACUCGGUAUAGUUCACAGACUGUUUAUAAUACCGAAAUUCGAGCAGCCCUGCGCUGUGGUCCAUGGAAACUCAUAACUGGUCACCCUGGUUCUAAUCGUGCAGAGCGACCACCAGAAUACAACCAACGUUUUGGUAUAGCGAGACUGAAGAAAGGCCGAUCUGAUAGACCUAUUUUCCUACGAGAUGUUCAACUUUAUCACAUAGAAUCAGAUCCAACUGAGAAAAUAGAACUAUCAGAUAAAUACCCGAAGGUGGUAUAUAGAUUGUUAAACCGUCUUGCGAAUUAUACUGCAAAGGCUAUACCCGUAAGAUUUCCACGCGCCGAUCGUCGUUCAGAUACUGAUCUACACGGUGGUUAUUGGGUGCCGUGGCGGAGUAAAUAAGAAUUUUAUUUUAGGCAAAUAGAAAGCAAUUUUGAUUGAAUAUAAACUUCUAGAAUGUAUUGCAUAUAAUUUUAUGUACAUUAAUGUUUCACUUCUAUAUAUAUUACACAUUUUUCUUCUACUAUCUACUGUCUUGAUAACAUUUAUCAAACGAGAAUUAAAAGUCCCUCCGUGCAAAUAUGAUUGACCACAAUAGCAACGUGAGCAGACUUUUCGUAUCGACGGAUUUUGACCAUCUAUAGUAUACCUUUUGAAUAAUUUUAAUCUGAUCUUUUGAAAUGCUUGAUGGAUGAUACACGUAAUACAUAGAACCAAGCGGUGUCGGCCUGCUUGCUACUUUAAAGCGCUUUUUUUAAUAUUCCUUCGAAAAGCUCAGAAUAAUGAUCACAUUACCUUUGAGUUGAACAGAAAACUUGUGGCAUGGUCGACUUGACUGACAGAGAUGAUAAUGAGUAGUCGAGCUACAAUGUUAUAAUUAUGAUGUUGGUUAGUCCUGUUGGCAACACUGAAUCCAAAAAAAACUGGCAAAUAUGGGAAUAAAAUAGUUAUUCGGAUGAUUUCUAAGGAACUCGUAAUCUGUAUAUAUAUUAAUAGUCUGCUUGUACAAGAACUAGGGCUGGAUUUGAGAGACAAAGUUUUUUUCACUAUUCUUAAAAUAUAAGUAAUGAUAUUCAGGCGGAGCUUACAAUGAUAAGCAAUUUUUUUCUGAAUAGAUUCACAUUUGCACUCAUGAGCAAAAAUUCAACCUUCCUAAAUUGGCGCCUGAUCCUUCCUGAAGUAUGCGUACCAAGAUGGCGGGCAUCGGAACGUCGUAUGUGUACCAGGUUAGGGUUAG